UUUUUACUAUAUGCAACACGUACUUCUCUCGAACUUAAUAAAAAUAUUACUAUAUCGACAUUCGAAUAAUGUAAUAAAAAUUGUCGAGACUAUAGAAGGAUCGAGAUCAAGAAAAUGGUGGUGAUCGAUAGGCGCGGAUCGUUCAUAGUGUCGACGGCUGGUUAUUUCUUCGGUGUACCUGUUCAAGAAGAUAAAAAGUGGUCCUCGCCAGUCUUAGAAAAAUUUUUUAAUCAUUCUACGUGUAGAACGCUUUGUGCGCAACCAAUUCAACCUGAGAACGAUGAAUUUCCUCUCAAACUCAGUAAUGAAUUACUUGCUGGAAAGAAUACAUUAGUUUUCUUCAAGUUGUCAGCGUCGGUCGUCACGGAAGAGAAUUUUCACGAUUUGGUACAAGUAACUUCGAUCGGAGCUGGCGAAGGUUCUGCCCUCAUCGAAGUUUUACGACAAGUUUGGGCUCCCACUCUUAAAUCAUCUGGAUUCGAUCCGGCUUCUUUGAAAAAAUUAGAAGAAGAUCUUCUCGGUCCUCGUCCACCUACGUCCAUUGCUGAGGAAGAAGCUUUUUGGAUAAAACGAAGCAAUGAAGCGACUCGAUCAAGAGAUAAAACGUCCUUCGACGAAGCUGCAAAGAUAUUGAACGAUAUUAGAAACGAACUUGAGAGUGCGGCUGUUUCGAGAGAUGGAUUUAUCGGUCUAGAGGAAUCGCUCGAAACGAUUUCUGGUUAUGUCGAUGACGUUUGGAAGUUAGGCAGUGUAGUUUACAAAGAGGAACGUAUGAAAUCACUAUUGGAAAUAAUUGGAAAUGAGACGGUUAUGCUUGUUGAAAAUCUUGUUAACGAGACAAACCUGAAUCAAGGUCAAGGUCAGAUUGGAGCAGAUACAGUUUCCAUGGGUGCAAUGGUAUGCGAGAAAUGGGUAAAUGCAAGCGAGAGAUUAACAGGACUUUUCUGGCCUCAUCAUUCGCUUCAUCCUUGGAAAGACACUGUAUUUGUACCUGGAAAAUGUUCGAAACUUGGCAGGAGACUUAGACAACUCAGCGAGUUACGUGCUCAGCAUCGUCAAUUGAUGAGAUUGCUAACAUCCAGUGAAAGAACACGGCUCGAUGCUGACAAUCUUCUUCAAAAUUUUAAAGAUAUUAAAGUGGUGUACGGCGAGGAUGAGAACGAUAUCGAAUGGAAUAGAAUGAGACGCAAAGUCGAAGAAGCUUUAAUACCAACAGAAGAAUUGGUUGCUCAAAAAUUGAAGACUCAGAUCGCUGAUGCUAAGACACCUAAUGCAUUAUUAGAGGAAUUCCGAAGGUAUUUCGAUCUUAUGAAAAGAGAUGCUUUAAAAAAGGCUCUUCGUAGCGAACGUGAAGCUUUGCUUUUGGCGUACGAUGAUCUGAUUGAAACUUGUCUUGCUGGACCAGACACAGAUGAUCUAUUGGAUACUCCUAAGAUACUUCAAGAGAUUCAAACCGCGAGAUCGUCAGAGAUGCGAUUAGAAAGUUUGAUAGAACUUGGUAAAGAACUUUUAGCAGAUCUACCGGCAUUCGAAGAGACCGUAUCGAAAGUUACAACAGCGUUGAAGGACGCUGAAAGAAAGAGACAGUAUCUUUUAGAGUCUUGGGUGAACGAGACGAAAGAUGCAGUUGCUAGAAAAGAGUUAACUUUGGGUACAGACUCUGCAGUUAUCGAGUUAACUGGUACAAGUCUCAUGCGAGUUACUUACGAUCCUAAAUUAAUGACAUUGAUCAGAGAAGCCAGAGCUCUUUCAGGACAAGGCGUUGAACUACCAAGAGAGAUAAGGGAUCUCGUUGAGAGAGCUAGUUUAUUAGCAGGUCGAGCAAGGGCUUUACAACAAGUUGCGACCUUCCAUAAUACCAUCGGAGAUCGUAUGGUGCCUUCUCAAAGACCUCUUAUGUUAACUACUGCAUUGGAAUUGGCAAGAGCUGUAAAGGAACAAUCAGGUGUAGUGUGGUCCGAUCCUCAAGCGGUUGAUGGUUACACGAAUCGACUUAGAGAAUUGGUGACGAAGUUCGCAAGACAAAACGCUGAAUUAGCAUCUAAGCAUUCGAAUUUACGCAACUUAGUAUCGAAUUUAUUUAAAGGCGAGGCUAUUAAUCUCGUAGGUAAUCAGAAUAUUUGGAAGGAUACUUUGAUGAAUAUGAGAACUAUCGUUGAUAGUGUCGAAGCAGAGUAUGGUAAUACGACUGCUUGGAAGUUGCAUUGGGAUCGACAGCUUUUGAAAGCUUUGGGCGUGGCUUAUAGUGGUGCCCUGCCAUCGUUGUUAAGAAAAUUACCAGAGCUCAAGGUCGAACUAAUAUUCCGCGAUGGAAUGUUGCAAUGGCGACCUACUCUCGAAGAAAUUCGAGCGAAAAUAUAUUCUGGUAUACGACGUUCUCUCUCAAUUCCUAUGAACUUUCGUGGGGUCGGUAAUGUCGAGCACGCUCAAUUUGGUAAUCUAGUUCAUAAAAGUGCUUACUUGUUUGGUGGAGUCUACAAGCAAGCUGAGAUUGCCUUAAAUGCCUUGGAAUCCGUUAGGAUCAAGUGGUUAAACUUGGCGGCACCAGCGAGAAUCGAUAUUGGUGAAAAAUUAAAAGGAGCAUCUCCAAACGAUUGGAGUAGAGCUUUCAAGGACGCUAAACAAUGGGCACAAGAGGUUGGCAAAUUGCGAGGAGGCGAGGUAAAAAUUUGGUGUAUAAGUAUCGACACUGGAACGACUAGGAACGAUUUAGAAUCGGCAUCUCGUCGUUAUUGGGAACGUUUGUGUUCGGAUUUGCGUGUCGAGGCUUCUUCAAGAUUAGUAGCAGUCGUUGAUUUUCUUUCCCUCGCUGCGAAAGAGUUAGAAAGGAGGCCACAUAACGUUGAAGAAGUUGGAUUAGCUAACGAAGCUCAUGAACGGAUUGAAAAACAAUAUGCCGGCAUUGGUAACGAAAUGGAAGCUGUUGCUGGUCUUGCUAAAGUGUUGGCAGCCUGGACAAGUGAAAAAUUGGAAGGAAUUAAUACAGCGAACAUAGGUUGGCAAGAGUUGGCUGAUCGUUUGGAAAAGCACAAAGCAGUGGUAUCGCGUCAAUUGGAGGACACUAAGGUGAAUCUUCGUCAUCGAGGAAUAGCGUUACGUGAUGAAAUCGAAAGAUGGGAGACCAAGUGGUUGGAAAAGCCUGACGUUAUCGGUAUAGAUUGGAUAACGUCUAUGAGAGAUCGUUGGAUCACUUUAACUGAGCAAAGGGAUAGCUUGAAUAUAGAUUGUCAAAGAAUCGGUGUGAAUUUAAAGGAUAUCAUCGAGGACGAUUCGACGAAUUUAAAAAAGCUCGAAGCACAGUUAGAAGCAGAGGAAUCGAAUUGUAGAUUUCAAGCGGAAUUUCUCGAGGAACUUGAUAAUCAAAGAGCGGAGGAAUGGGCAGUUGCGAGAAGAAGAUUACCGAGACUGCACGAUUGGCUUGAUUCAUGGGAAACCAGGAUCCGUUUACAAUCGAUCGAAGAUCGUAGUUCUAAAGACGAGGAUAAAGUAUCGUCGAACAACGUACAAGUUGAAACUUUCGUUGGUAAAAGGUUACGUGAGAUUAGAGACGCCAUCGAUUGGAUUCAACUUCUUCGAGGGGAUGAAAUAGCUGAGGAACAUUGGACGGAAUUAAAGACAAUCCUUUGUUUGAACGAUAUUAAAAAUUUACGAGAUUUGACGCUAGGUCAUAUACUCGAUUGUAAGGACAAAUUACGGGACAAUGUCGAUCGCGUUAAGGAAAUAACAAAGAGAGCUGCCGCUGAAAGUGGGAUACGUCAAGCGAUAUUGGAAUUAGAAUCUUGGGAGACAUCGGCCAGUCUUCAAAUUCAACAGACAAAGGACAAUAAAAACUCGAUUAUUUAUAUUGUCGGAGAAUAUGGCAAUCUUUUGGCUAGGACAGGUGAAUUACGUCUUUUGCUGGAAGGUGCAAAAGGUGCUGCAGGAUAUGAAAGAUUUGCAGCUAGGGCAACACGAUGCGAGGCUAGUUUAUCGGAGAUCGAAGAACGUAUAAAGAUACUCAGUAUCGUGCAAAGAAAAUGGGUUUAUUUGGAACCCAUAUAUGGUAGUGGUGCUGCACCAAAUGAUUCUGGGAAAUGGUCGAGAACGGACAAAGAAUUUAGAUAUCUUAUGGGAGAAGUAUCACACGAUCCUCGAGUAUCGUCCAUUAGAAGACUCCCUUUGCCAGCGUUAAUUAAUUUGAAGGAUUUACUCGACAGAUGUCAAAGAAGUCUUGACGAAUUUUUAGAAGAGAGAAGAUCCUCUUAUCCUCGUUUAUAUUUUUUGAGCGACGAAGAUCUUUUAGAAUUGGUGUCAGGGAGUGGUAAAGCUUUGGAAUCUCAUCUUCCAAAAUUAUACCAAGGCAUAGGAUCAGUGAUAAGAGAUGAUAAUAACAGUUUAAUCGCUGUAAUAUCACCGGAGGGUGAAAUAUUAAAUUUAUCGGACGUUAUCGAUACCAGUGAACCAUUACCAAGAUGGUUGAAUAAUCUUGAAAAAGUGAUAAGGAAUACUCUUCGACAGAGUCUUGAUAAAUGUUUAAUAGACUCAUCGCCUGAUCCUUCAAUUUAUCCAACUCAGAUACUUUUGUUAUCCGAGAGGAUCAGAUUUACUGAACGUUGCGAGGCCGCUUUAAAAGAGGGUAAUGUGGGUUUGAAAAAAUUGGUAGAAUUUUUGGAUACUCAAAGAGCUAGAUAUAGGGGUCUCGAAGAUGUUGGUGAUACAUUGACGGUAUUAAAAGCACGCGGAUUACUUCUCGAUACUGUUCAUCAUCUCGAAAUAUCUAGAACUCUUUUGAAUAGUCUCGAGAAUGGUGAAUCUACUUGGUGGUUGUGGUACAGACAAUUGAAAACUUAUAGAACGAAUAAAGGUCCAGUGAUAAGAUGCGCUUCUGCGGAAUUCCCAUAUCGUUUUGAAUAUCAAGGAGCAGCAGUUGGUUUAGUUUGGACGUCGCUAACCGAAAAAUGUUUCUUGGCUUUAACGCAAGCGAUGAAACUAGGAUUAGGUGGUAGUCCAACUGGUCCAGCUGGUACUGGUAAAACUGAGAGCGUUAAAGCACUCGGUAGUAUACUGGGUAGAUUGGUCAUUGUCUUUAAUUGCGACGAAGGAAUGGACGCAAGCAGCAUGAAGAGAAUCUUAGGUGGUUUGGCUCAAGCUGGUGCUUGGGGAUGUUUCGACGAAUUUAAUCGUCUCGAGGAAGAAACAUUGAGCGCCGUUGCGAUGUUGAUUAGACCUCUUCAAGAAGCUGUAAGAGAUGGAUCGAGUCAAGUUGUUCUUAGUGAUCAAAGAGUUAAUCUCGAUCCACACUGCUGCGUAUUUAUUACAAUGAAUCCUGCUGGAAGUGAAUAUGGUGGACGUCAUAGACUUCCAGAUUCAUUGGCUCGACUUUUCAGACCUAUUGGCAUGGCUCAUCCUGAUAAAUUUGAUAUCAUCAAAGCAUUGUUAGAAUGUGCUGGUUUUUUGGAAUCUUCUAUGCUUGCCAAUCGUUUGGUCGAAACCUUCGAAAUAUCUCAAAAUUUACUUUCGAAACAGCCGCAUUACGAUUGGGGUCUUAGAGCACUUCGAUCGGUAAUCGAUGCUAUUUCAUCUGCUAAUCAUCUCGAUGAAUCAUCCAGACUAUUGAUCGCGAUAAAAGAUUCAACAUUACCGAAAUUAACUGAGGACGACGCCAAAAAGUUUCUCGAUUUGUUAGUUGACGUCUUUCCUAACACAGAUCAUUUGUUAACCGAGGUAUCCAACGAAAAAAAAGAUUUGCGAGAAGCCCUGGUAAAACUUUGCGAGUCUGAAAAUUAUACCAGGAAUAUCGUAGAACAGUGUAUACAAUUGAGGGAUCAAUUAAAAAGUAGAACGGGUGUUGCGAUCGUUGGUCCACCUGGUAGCGGAAAGACGACCAUUAGAAAAUUAUUAGCCGAGGCAUUGUCUAAAAUUGGAGAACCAGUAGAUCAGUGUCUCAUUUAUCCUGGCGCAGUACCAAAAUCAAGGCUUUUAGGACGCGUUGAUCCAGAAACAAGAGAAUGGAAAGAAGGAUUAUUAUCGAGCGCUGUGAUAACAGCCGGUGAAGCUUCAACUUGGAUCAUUUUUAAUGGCGACGUUGAACCAGAAUGGGCGGAAGCAUUAAACUCUGCUUUGGAUGAUAAUAGAUUAUUAACAUUACCUAAUGGGGUUGGUGUCAAACUCGGAAACGGUAUAAGGUUCAUAUUCGAGACACAUAAACUGGCAAGUGCUAGUCCAGCUACAGUUUCACGAUUAGGUGUCGUCCAUCUUGGAAUGAUUAAUCCAGCAUCACUUCUGUUUGCUUUAAACAUCGAGGAUUUGCCUGUUAACGUUCGGAGCAAUAUAAAGACACACCUAUCUCCCUGCAUCGAUGAAAUUCUCAAGACAAACUCGAUACGAUCUUCAGCUUCCGGUUUGGUCAAUUCAGUUUUAUAUCAUUUACGAAAGGCACAUACACAGACACUUGGCACAGAGGCACUUAUCGGAGCUUUCUGUGGUCAAAUCGAAGAUCAAAACGUUAGAGACAAUCUGGCACGUUUGAUUUAUCAAUUGACGGAUUGUUGGUGUCCAGAUCCUGAGAAGCCAUUCGAUGUUGUUUAUAAUGAAAAAUCUGAUCGAUUAGAACCGUUCAUUGAUAUUUAUCAAUCCAUUGAAACAGAUGACGGACCUGUUCUACUUUCAGGACCUGUUAAAAGAGCAUUAGCGUCUAUUUUACCCUGGAUAGAAAAUGAUUAUCCCGUUAUUUUACGAGGUCAAGAGGGCUCCGGUAAAAGUACAUUGAUAGCUGCUGCAUUAUCAUCUAUAAAAAAUAAGGAUAAUGCACCAUCGACCUUGAUACAAGGAUCAUCUCUCUAUGGAGCACAAGAUCUCAUUACACGUUUAAAACGAGCUUGCGUUCGUUUGGAUUCAUCCUCUCAUGGGAGAACCUAUAAACCUAGAAAUGGUUCACGAGUUAUACUAAUCCUUAAGGAUAUACACUUAGCUUCUAAAGAGAUGCAGGAAUUGUUGAGAGAAUUACUUCAGGACAAAGGAUUUCACGAGGAUGAUUUAGAAUUCGCUCGAAUUCCAUUAACGCUAAUUUCUACUGCAGAUUCUAUUACUGCUCUUCAUCCGAGAUUAGAAUGUCUCAUGGCUACGUAUUAUUUACCAUCUCCAAGUUCGAAAGAGACCGUUGCUAUGUUGGAACUUCAUCUGAGAGAUGCGUUGAAACAGAAGGACGAUUUAAUGGACACUUGGAUUUCGAAGACAGCAUCGGCAAUGUUAGAAGCUUAUCAGUCAACGAAUUUGUCCAAAGAAUUUUCUUACUUGUGGACACCGAAAGAUCUUAUUUUGUGGGCUGAUUGUCUUGGUUAUUAUUUAUCUCCUGAAAAUGUGGAAGAUGUUACCUGUCAUCUCUUAGAUGCUGGCCGACAUUUAUUCUAUCCAAAAUUAACAGCUAAAGCACGAGUCAACUGGGACUCCAUAUUGUCUGCUAAAAUGAUUGAAGUUAAAAAUACAAUCAACGAUGUUUUCGUUUGGAAGAUUGGUAAUACUGAAUUGUUACCUAUUGUGGAAGAGGAAUGGAAAAAUAAUAUCAUAAAUGCAGCUGCUAAAUGUGCUCGAGAAGGCGAACCAAUACAGGCAACAAUUACUUCCCAUCUUCUACAAAUGAUUGCUGGCAUAUGUUGGACAUUUGGAACACGUUUACGUGGUGUAAUAUUAACUGGACGACCAGGAGCAGGAAGAAAAUCAGCUGCCAGAUUAGCAGCAACUUUCUCAUCUUUUCGAUUCAUUGAUUCGGGACCUGGGCGAGCUAAAGCUUCGAUCAAAAAUGCUGUUCAAACAGCCGGUAUCGAUGGUGAACCAACGAUGCUCUUACUCGAGGAACAUCAUAUGAGAGAAGAAGGAAUGUCCAUUUUAGUCAGUGCUAUUGUCGCGCAAGGAGAAUUGCCAGGACUUUUUUCAACCGAGGAAUUGGAUGGUAUGAUAGCACCAUUGAUAGAUUUAUCAAGGAGAGAAGAUUUUCCUGGUACUUUGGAACAAUAUUUUUAUUAUCGUCUCCGCAGUUAUCUUCGUAUAGUUAUGAUUCUAGACAUCGGUGACAUGAACUCAAGGUUAUUAUCAUGUUCUGGAUUAUUCAGAUAUUCUGCUAUAAUUGGUCCAUGUAUCGGAAACGAAUGGUGGUCUUACGAAGCACCAUUGACCGAGUUAGCGAUUCAAUAUAAUUCACAUGGAUCAGAAGCUUCUGAAAUAUCAUCUCCAGACACACAAGUUAUGAUUAAAGCUCAUCUUCAAGCUCCUAAGCAACAACACGCUCCGGCACGUUUCUUAGCACUACUUUGUACAUCUCAACAUCUUCGUGAAAUUUGGAGCGAAGAAGUUGAAAGUAAACUUAAUAGUCUUGGCGCUGGUAUAAGUAGAUUAAGAGAAGCCGGUGAACACGUCGCUAAAUUGGAGGAUGAAGUUUCUAAGCAAAGACAACAGCUUGAGGUUGAAAAAGGAAGAGCUAAUGCUGCAUUAGAAAAGAUUACUGCGACAAUGAGAGGUGCCACAGGGCAACGAGGCGAGAUGACUAAUUUAAAAAUCGAGACCGAACGAGAGAGCGCUGAGUUGGCACGACGAAAGACCGAUAUAGAAGGAGAAUUGAGCAAAGUCGAGCCAUUGGUCGAACAAGCGUCACAAGCUGUCGCUGGUAUCAGUGCCGAUGCUCUUGCCGAAGUUAGAUCAUUGAGAGCACCACCAGCACCGGUAAGAGAUGUCCUUGAAGGUGUUCUGAGACUUAUGGGUAUCAAAGAUACGUCUUGGAACAGUAUGAAAACAUUCUUAGCUAAACGUGGGAUCAAAGACGAAAUCAGAACCUGGGACGCGAGAAGAAGUACCUCGGCGAGUUUAGAAGCGGUUGCAAAAUUAAUCAAAGAACGUCCUGAUAGUUUUGAAGAAAAAACUGCUAAGAGAGCAUCGGUGGCUGCUGCACCAUUAGCAGGCUGGGUACUUGCAAAUUUACAAUACGGACAAAUUCUUCAACAAGUUGCACCUUUGGAACGGGAACAACGUUUAUUAGCCGAACGAUUAUCAGCUGCGGAGGCUCAGCUUGGAAGAUUGGCGGCUGGUUUGAACACCGUAGAAAGUCGUGUUUCACAGCUUCAAGAAGAAUUGGCUGAACAUUCGCGAGGUGCUGCGGCGUUGCAAUUGAGAACGGAAACAACCGAGGCUAGUUUGACCACGGCUAGAGCUCUUUUGUCGAAAUUAGAUAAGGAACAUCGUGAUUGGCAAGCACAGUACGAAGAGUUGACCAAACGUAAAGCAAGAUUAAACGUCGAGGCUGCUAACACGGCAUCCUUUUUGAUCUAUCAGGAUCCGGAAAGAGAUGACAAGUGGAAGAGGUCGGCCAUUGAGUUAUUGAUCACAGAACGAGAAAGAUUACUUUGGCGAGCUCAAGGACUCCCAGCGGACACCGGAAGUCUCGUUGGUGCUGCAUGCGCGUUGAGAGGCCCUUUGGUACCUAUUUUUCUCGAUCCAUCGGGAGUUGCUGUUGCCUGGUUGAAGUCGAAUCUAGGAUCGAAAUUGGAAAUAACUAAGGCCGAGGAUCCUAGAUUUUUUACCGCUUUGGAAUUAGCUGUUAGAUUUGGGAAAGCCUUGUUGGUCGAGGAAAUAGUUGAAUUUCCCUCUAUUCUGUUGCCACUUUUACGUAAACGACCAUUGAGACUCGGUGAACGUAUUUUGCCAGCUCAACAAGGCUUCAAACUCUUCUUAGCUACGAGAAGAGAUCGAUUGGAUAAUAUACCAAAGGAAGCUGACGCCGUUCUGUUCAAAAUUGCACUUGGUGCUGGAACGAGAAGCUUGGCUGAAAGACUCGUCGAUAAGGUUUUGUUAAAGGAAACUCCAGAAAUCGAGUCAAGAAGAAGAGAAGCUUUAGAAAGAGAAGAGAAACUUUCUGGCGAACGAGACGCUGCUCGAGUAGAUUUGUUAGCGCAAUUGGGUAGAGCCAGAGGGCAAGAUCUUUUGCAAGAGUCUCAAGAUGGCCAUGGUGCUGGUGAUAGUGGUGGUGGUGGCCUUUUAACUUCGUUGGAAAAUACUCAGACAAAGGCCAAGGAGAUUUUACUGGCUCUUGAAGAAAGUCGACGUAGCCUUGAGGAUAUUUCUAAGAGAAUGGAGAGUGGCGAGAAACUCGCUAAAUUCGCAGCGAACGUUUAUAAGGCCGUUAAGGGACUGACAUCCUUAAAUCCUUUAUACGUUUUCUCAACAGAAGCUUUCACGGACAUAUAUCUCGAAGCAGAGAGCAGCAGAUCAAUAGCUGUUGCCGAAGAGAGAAAAGAACAGGACAGAUUAGUUGAAAAGAGAUUAAUUGCAUUAACAGUGCAUUACUGUACAAAGGCAGCAUAUAGAAAACAUCGACUUUCACUUGCACUGUACUUGGCACUUUAUUUAAAUCCAGUAUCGGAAAUCGAGAGAAAUUUAUUGCUCGAUAGUGGUAUACCAAAUAACGAGGAUAAUAUCGAUUUUGAAAUACCCGAUUGGGUGCCCGAUGAACGUCGAACAGCUGUGAAAAUAUUGGCCAAUUCGAUGCAUCAGGUCGCUGCUAAAAUGAAACGUGCUUGGUUCGAGGAUAUUGGAAAUGUAUACAACGACAACAGUUUGACUCCAUUUCAGCGUAUUCUAAUUAUCAAAGUCCUACGUCCGGAUUAUUUGCACACAGCUCUCACGAAAUUUGCUAUCUCGCAAUUGGGUGUACGAGAUUUGGCACCACCAGCAUGGACUUUAAAAAAAAUAGCGGAAAACGAGGGAUCAACAAUGCCGAUACUUUUGUUAUUAUCACCAGGAACUGAUCCUGGUCCGGAGUUAAAAUCAUUGGCCGUAAAUCAUGUAACUUCCUCAAUCGUAUUCACCGAAGUUUCUUUGGGACAAGGACAGGUUGGUCAAGCGGAGUUAGCAUUGGAAGCUGCGUGCAAAAACGGUAGUUGGGUGUUAUUGAGCAAUUUACAAUUAGCCUUGACUUGGCUACCUCGAUUAGAAAGUCUAUUGAGAUCACCUAUGUGUACUACCGAUAAACAAGCAACCACAAGAAUUUGGUUGACCACAGAAGAAUGUAUAGGAUUUUAUCCUGGUCUUGCAGGACUAUGUUUAAAACUAGCUUACGAGCCACCAGAAGGAGUUAAGAGAAAUCUAAAAAGAUCCUUCCAACAACUCCAACAAUUGGAAGUGAAUAAAACUAACGAUAAUAUUCCUGGUAUGUUUUUAUUAUCAUGGUUACACUCGACCAUUCAAGAACGACGUAAAUUCGUUCCACAAGCCUGGAUCAGAUCUUACGAAUGGAACGAAGCAGAUUUGGGUGCGGCUUACACAUUGAUCGUUGAUAAAACGAUUAAAAUCAAUCAAACGCAAAAUUGGGAAACGGGUCAAGGAUUAUUGGACGUUGCUGUUUACGGUGGACGAUUACAGGAUGAUUACGAUAUGCGGGCCCUUCGUGCUAUUAUUUGUGAUGUUUGGUCGAAGGAUGUUUUCGAGGGUCGUCGUACUUUAGGCAACGUUAUCAAUAUCCUCGAUAUAUCGGAAAACGAUCCAUUAAAGAUCGUCGAAAAUUUAAACGACGAAGAUUCACCAAGAGAAUAUUUUGGUUUACCUGCGAAUGCUCAUAGAGCUUGGGAAAGGAUAGCCGCUGAGAUAGCCUUAGCUCUUCUCAAAGGUAUGACGAUAAAAAUAUCGAGUAACGAUAGUCGAGGUGGAACGAGAUCAAAGAAUACGAUUGAAGAGGAUUUAAAGGAAACCCUAGAUAAACGUUUGAUGAAAUUUGAAGCAUCGUUGAACUCAAUAUCCCAGGAUAAAGAGAAAGAGACUCCAAUGAAGCGUUUCUUCGCUGAUGAAAUUGAAUUUACUCGAGAUUUAUUGAACCGUAUAAGACUGGAUAUCGAUUUGAUUGGAAUUGAGAAUGCAAAGACUCCUAAACAUUGGAUAAAAGAGUGGGAAUCUGGACCGAAGGAUGCAGUAACAUUCGUUAAUGGAUUAUUAAUUAGAUAUCAGAUAUUGGAAUCGUGCAGCGUUACGAGUUUCCCAUUUCGUGUUGAUCUCUCUGGUCUUGGUAGACCCGGUGCGUUUUUAGCAGCUUUGAAACAACACACCGCACGUGAGAUCAAUCAUCCACUCGAAAAUCUUCGACUUCGGGCUCAUUGGAUCGAUGAUCGUAAGACCGAACAAUGGAAGGUAUCGGUGAUUAUCGAAGGACUUCUUAUUUCAGGAGCUUUGAUAAAAGAGGGUAGUCUGAUCGACGUAGAUGCAAAUGACGCACCAAUCGCUGCCGCGCCAAUUUGUCAAAUCGCAUUCUUACCAGAACGAUAUUCAAUCGAUAAGGAUAAAGAAAAGAAGACGUCGCAUUCAUAUUACGAAAAGGAAGAACAUAAAGAUCGGCUUGGUGUCCCGGUUUACAGCGAUUCUCAACGAACUUCAUUCGUUUGUUCACUUCCAGUCGGUUGUCCUCGAGAAAAUCGAAACGUUUGGCUACGCCGUAGCGUUGCUCUUUAUUUGAAAUCGAUCUAAUUAUUAAUUAAACAAAUUAUUUGAUAGAUAUAAUUUCAUACAUCAGAUUCUAGAUCGAUUAUGAACACAAGAAAGUUCUAAGUGUCUAAAUCUGAUCUAUGAUUCAUUAAUUAUUAACAGCGUUAUUCGUUAAUUGAUUAAUUGAUUAAGCUCAUA
Vespula pensylvanica (western yellowjacket) is the source of this 12633-nucleotide messenger RNA. It is a transcript of the gene btv, whose product is annotated as cytoplasmic dynein 2 heavy chain 1. NCBI's taxonomy places the organism in Eukaryota, Metazoa, Arthropoda, Insecta, Hymenoptera, Vespidae. The record is from RefSeq and is a predicted model, not a curated record. The coding region runs from base 115 to 12477 and encodes 4120 amino acids. Gene Ontology annotation, biological process: microtubule-based movement. The transcript is spliced from 43 exons. Gene Ontology annotation, cellular component: dynein complex. Gene Ontology annotation, molecular function: minus-end-directed microtubule motor activity; ATP binding; dynein light intermediate chain binding.